Molecule: messenger RNA, 1413 nt
Organism: Amaranthus tricolor (Joseph's coat)
Lineage: Eukaryota; Viridiplantae; Streptophyta; Magnoliopsida; Caryophyllales; Amaranthaceae
Product: putative pentatricopeptide repeat-containing protein At3g23330
Exons: 2
Coding region: 1-1413 (470 amino acids)
Biological process (GO): RNA modification
Molecular function (GO): protein binding; RNA binding
Source: RefSeq, a predicted model, not a curated record
AUGUUCUCAUUCAACACAGUGUUGAGGAAAUUUCGAUCAAUUUUUAUAAGAAAAUUUCAUAUUGGAACUGAUGUGAGCAAGUACAAUUUAUGUGCAUUCCUUAAUUCUUGUACAAAAAUUAGAAAUUGCCAAUUGGGUUUGCAAAUUCAUGCUAAGAUAGUUCACUAUGGUCAUACAAAUAAUCUAAUAUUAAGUAGUGCACUUGUUGAUUUUUAUGCUAAAUGUUAUGCUAUUGAGGAUGCUAGGAGGAUAUUUGAUGUGCUGAAACAGCAUGAUGAAGUGUCAUGGACGUCGAUUAUAUACGGGUAUUCACAAUAUGGUUGUGGAGUUGAAGCCAAUAAGUUGUUCAAGAAGAUGUUAGAAAGUGAUAUAAAGCCUAAUUGCUUCACUUAUGUAAGUAUUAUUGCUGCUUGUAUGAGAGGCAAAGAGCCGCUCGACCAAGGCAAACUAGUUCAUGCCCAUGUUAUCAAGCUUGGAUUUGUGAAUCAAAGUUCUGUGGUGUGCUCUUUGAUUAAUUAUUACUCUAAAUGCAGGAACAUAGAUGGAGCUUCCUUGAUUUUCUAUGAAGCAAAAACCUGGGAUAAUGUUGUCUACAACUCAAUGAUUGCUUGUUACUGUCAGAACUUCUAUGUUGAAAACGCAAUAAGGUUAUAUUUACAAAUGAGAAAUUGGGUUAUAAAUGCUACUGAUAUCACCAUGAGCAGUAUUCUGCACGCGGCUAGAAUGGUAUCAAAUGUUCAAUUUGGUAGGCAGGUGCAUGGAUUGAUAAUAAAACUAGGUUUCUUGACUAAUUUGUUUGUUUUGAGCUCACUGAUUGAGGUGUACUCCAAAAAUGGAUUCAUUAAUGAAGCUCGAUAUGUUUUCGACCAAACAAUUGAGCGGAACAAUGUUCUUUGGACAUCAAUGGUUUCAGGGUAUGCUCGGAAUGGGAAAGCAAUGGAGGCGCUUGAACUUUUUGAUCAAAUGAUGGCAGUCGGAUUUGUGCCUGAUCAUGUUUGUUUUACUGCAGUGCUUAGUGCUUGUAACCAUGCUGGUUUUCUCGAUAGAGGUGUAGAACACUUCAAUAAGAUGAUAAAGUAUUAUGAUCUGUCUCCUACAUUAGAUGAAUAUGCUUGUUUGAUUGAUUUCUGCAAAACUUAUGGUGCAGUGGAGUUGGGACGAGAGGUUUUUAAUCGGCUAUUUUCUUUGCAGCCGCACAAUUCUGCUGCGUGUCUAACAAUGGCUCAUUUAUACGCAGAAGCUGGCUUAUGGGAUGAGGCAGCUAAUAUCAGAAAUAUCAUGAAGCCAAAAGGAGAGGAAAAAGGCGCUGCGUGGAGUUGGGUUGACUUAGUCUGGUACAGUGUGCCUCCGUAUGUUGCUCGAUGGUUGUCUUUCGGGAUAUUUGGGGCCAAUUUGAACGCAUUGCAAAUUUAA